Molecule: messenger RNA, 8276 nt
Organism: Alligator sinensis (Chinese alligator)
Lineage: Eukaryota; Metazoa; Chordata; Crocodylia; Alligatoridae
Gene: AFF1
Product: AF4/FMR2 family member 1
Exons: 22
Coding region: 90-3752 (1220 amino acids)
Biological process (GO): regulation of gene expression
Cellular component (GO): super elongation complex; nucleus
Source: RefSeq, a predicted model, not a curated record
AGGUCUGAACAAGAGAAAGUACCCUCCAGUUAGGCACCCCAGCUGGACAAGAGAAGGAAAAAUGAACUGAUUGAGACUGAAGCUGCACAAUGGCAUCCACAGACACACAGCACACAGCAAGCAGCAGCAAUGGCUUGUACAACGAGGAUAGAAAUUUACUUCGUAUCAGGGAGAGAGAGAGACGGAAUCAGGAGGCCCUUCAGGAAAGAGACACCUUCCCCGAAAAUAUUCCCCUCUUUGCAGAACCAUACAAGACAAACAAAGAAGAUGAAUUGUCCAGUCGAAUUCAGAACAUGUUGGGCAAUUAUGAAGAGGUGAAGGAGCUCAUUAGCAACAGAUCUCAUCAGAAUCUCAUAGGGAUACCCAAAAAUGUUGUUUCUUUGAUCCCCCAAGGAAAGCCUGAUCGCCCAUCCUUUCUUGAAAAGACCAGCAAUACAUUAACACCUUCAUUCCAGCAUCGCAUCUGCCACCAACCUAUGGGAUCCCUGGUCUGGGCUCCUUCUCCAGCUAGCAAUUCCAUCCACUACCAAAAGACACAGUUAAGAACAGAGCCAGCCUCCAGUUUGCACACCAAAAGCCACAACUUAUCCAACAGUCGGAGCCAAGGUCAAGAAUACAGUCGCAGUGGACAGGAAGGCCACAAUGGCACUCGCCACAAGAAAAAUGAAAGGCGUGUUGAUAAAGGUACCACUAAUGAACUGCAAGCCUCCCUUUUGGAACUUUCUCCCUUGCUGUCCUCUUUGUCUUCUCCGGUGGCACCCCUGUCACCUCUACAUUCCAGCCAGCAUGUAAAUUCCAGGUCACAGAAUAGCAGCAAAAGUCAUGGGCAGUCCUGCAGUCAAAUGCAAUCUCCUCAGGACCUAAUGGCAGGAUCACAUGAUAGUGAAAAUCGGGACUGUUCAGCCAUUAACUUGGCUGGUGCCACCCAACCUUCCUCUCAGACAUUUCCUCCUUCCUUGCCAUCAAAAACUAGUGUAAUGCAACAGAAACCUACUGCAUAUGUCAGACCAAUGGAUGGCCAAGAUCAGGCACCAAAUGAGUCACCAGAGCUCAAGGCACUUCCAGAGGAGUACCAUGGAGAGUCCUACAAGAAAAUAUCAGAUCUAAAAGCAAAUGUCAAGGCCAAGCUAUCCAAAUUGAAAAUCCAGUCUGAACCCAUUGAGCAAACCUUCCCCAAUGACGUCCAUUGUGUUGAGGAAAUCUUGAAGGAAAUGACCCACUCAUGGCCACCUCCCUUGACAGCUAUCCAUACUCCAAGCACAGCCGAGCCUUCAAAAUUUCCUUUUCCAACAAAGGAAUCCCAGCAUGCUGGAUCAGUAAUACAAAGCCAGAAACAGUAUGAUGCAGCUUCAAAAACAUUGCCUAGUUCUCAGCAAGGAACAUCAAUGCUACAAAAUGAUCUUCAGCUCAGCGAUACUGAAGACAGUGAUGAUGAUCAUGCCACUGAAAAGCCACCUCCCUCAUCUGCUCCUCCAAGUGCCCCACAAUCACAGCCUGAGAGUGUGUCAUCAGCACAUUCCAGCAGCGCAGAAUCAGGGAGCACCAGUGACUCAGACAGCUCUUCAGACUCGGAGAGCGAGAGCAGUUCGAGUGACAGUGAAGCAAAUGAGCCACCAAGAACUUUGGUGCCUGAGCCUGAGCCACCAACAUCAAAUAAAUGGCAGCUGGACAACUGGCUAACCAAGGUGAACCCACCAACAGCAGCUACUGAGAACCUCAGCGAGGUGGUCCAUUCACACGGUCACCUUGAGAGCAAGGGUCAGGGGAAGGGGAGCAGCCACAGCAGCAGCAGCAGCUCCACUCAUGAGCGUUCUGGAUCAAAGGAGCUUCAUCACAAAAACUCCAGCAAAGCAGCCAGGGCUCCACUGGAGGGCCAUCUUCCUACCAAACGGAAUUGCCAGAAGUCUCCCACAGAUGCUGAGGGGCCUUCGCAGAGGCAGACAGUUGGUACCAAGAAGCCCAGCAAGAUACCACUACAGGAGGAACCCAAGGGUGGCCUGAAAGUGGAAAGUGAGCCUGGUCCAUAUGAGGUUAAAGACCAGUCUUCCAGGGACAAGCAGAAAGUACAAACAAAAGGGAGGCCAAAAUCCAGUGAUAAAAAGGACUCCAAGACUACAGUCCAAGAGUCCUCUGAAAAGAAAAAGCACAAGCAACGUCAAGCAGCCUCUAAACCAUUUUUGGACCCAAAGCCUGUGAAAGAUACUUUGACUGGCUGUGACCCAGAGCAUUUUUCUCUCGGCCCCUUAGCUCAAAGCCAGAGCACAACUCACACCAGGACUAGUGGCAAUAAGUCUACCGUUGUGGUCAGAGAGGACUUUCAUAGAAACAAAUUUCUUUUGCCUAUCAGGGAUAAGAAGUUACCACCUCUGAGAGACUUCAUAACCCCUCAUGCUCUCAUUGUCAAAAUUGAGCUUGCUCUCCUUACAAGGGUCCCUCAGCCACCUGGGAAAGGGAACCACCAGAAAAAGGUUGAGGGGAAAAAGCUCUCAAGUGCAAGGAAGCGGGAUUUGGAAAAGAAAAGCACAGAAACUCCUAACAAGCCUCUUAAGAGGAAGGGAGACGUAGAGAAAGAGACUGAUAGGAAAAUAAUCAAGUUGGAGAAAGAAACCAAAUCAUUGCAAGCUUCAGGUGACAAAGACUCCAGUAAAAUGAAAGUAUUGAAAUGUUCCUAUGAAGUUCAGAAGAAAGAUCUGUUGCUGCCACCGCUACCACCAGUGUCUCCUGCACAGAAGCCGGCCAAGAAGGCACAAAAGAGGCACAACAAUGAGAGCAGUACCUGCUGCCGACUGCCUGCCACAAUCAACAGCACUGCCAAGAGCAAGAGCAACCACAAGGAUCCUUCUUCCUCCAAACACAGGAAAAUGGAGGAGAAGCAUUAUGAAUACUCCAAGAGCAACAAAGGAUCUGCAAGGGACACCACAAAUCCUUUCUCAGUGCCUUCUUUGCCAAAUGGUACCUCCAAGCCAAGGAGACCUCAAGUAAAGAUUGAAAAACCACAUCCAAUGGAAUACCACAUAGAGGAGGCCAAAAGGUUGAAGCACAAAGCUGAUGCAAUGACAGACAAGCUUGGAAAGGCAUUUCAAUACUUGGAUGCUGCCCUUUCCUUCAUUGAGUAUGGAAUUGCCAUGGAAUCUGAUGCAUUAACUCCAAAAUCAGCUUACACCAUCUUCACGGAGACCACAGAUCUCAUCAAAUUUAUAAUGACAUUAAAAUCCUUUACGGACUCCUCAGCAUCUGCACAUGAAAAAAUCUUUGCUGUUUUAUGCAUGCGCUGCCAGUCCAUUCUGCAUAUGGCAAUGUUUCGUUACAAAAAGGACACUGCAGUAAAGUAUUCCCGUAUCCUCAAUGACCACUUCAAGAGCUCUUCCAGAAUCACACAAGCGCCUUCUCCAUGUGUUGCAAGAAGCACAGGCACACCUCCUCUCUCUCCAAUGCCCUCACCUGCCAGCUCUGUGGGUUCCCAGCCAGGUUCAAAUGCAAGUAACGGUGGCAGCAGUGGCAUUGGGUUGUCAAUCAGCGUUCCGCAUAAUAUCCCAAGCAUAACUUCCUCUUAUGUCAACAUCACUUCCUACAUCCUCUAUGCAUAUGAUAUUUGGGAACAGGCUGAUGCACUAGCCAAGAAGAAUAAGGAAUUUUUUGCUGAACUCAGCGCAGCGGUGUGCAGUCUGGCACUAAACGGUAGUAUGACUGAACUGGUACACUACACUAGACAGGGUUUACAGUGGCUGAGACUGGAAACAAAUAUGCCUUAACUGGUGCUUAAGGUGGUUAAUGCCUUGAACUCUUUUGCACUUUGGAAGCCUCAGAAGCAGUCUGGUUGGCCGAAUCAUUGGAUUCAAAGUGCCAGGAAGGGAAAUAAUACAAGAUGGAAGGGAUCUGGUUACACUGGAAAACUACUGAACUGUGUUUUUUAGGGUGGCACUUGGCCACCCUGAAGAAAAGAGAUGAAGGGAGGCCUCAAGAGAUGAUGAUGCCUUCCUUUACAAGGACAAAGUGCAAUGUAUUGUCUGAAUUGUUCAAUGUAUUGGUGGUCUACAAACAUUUCUAUGAUGAAUAACCAGCAGGACAAAAAUCACAAAUGAAGAAGUGCCGACAAGAAGGAAAUCUGCCUCCAGAAGUAAUUAUGCAGCAUCUCAAAAUCUGCAACGGUCACAUGCCCAGCAUAGUUUAGAGAAAUGCCUUUGCAAACAGAUGCAGUCUGCAAUAUGUGUUUUUGUUCCCCAUGUCGAGGGGCAGACAGGAGAGAGAGAAACCCUCAACAACACCAAACAGCAUUAUGUUAAAAUGGUUGACAGCAAAGCAAUCUGCCUUGCCCACUUUCCAACCAUAUUUUUUGUGUUUGUGAACCAAUGUUGUACUAAUAACUCCAGGAAUAAUUGCCACCACUGCCUUUAAUACUGCAAUUUCACCUAUUAAAUCACUGUUGCGCGCACACACACACACACACACACACACACACACACACACACACACACACACACUCUUUUCACUUUGAAACUAUCUCAACUAUGGUAUUACUCAGGUGAGGCCUUGGAAGGCAAACAGUUCAGGUGGGAAAGAUAAAGAUCAGGGAUUAAUAGUGCUGCUUUUCUCUGCAAGGAAGGGAGUUCUCACUGAGGAUUAUCACUGUUGUUUAUAGGGUUCAGUGUGGAGGUCAUGGGCAGCCAGAAUAUUUGUGCAGUCGCAACAAACCAUUGUUCUAAGUUGCAGACCUCAAAAUUGGGAGGAAUUACUACUGCUCAGUUGUUCUACCAGGAAAUGUUGCCCUUGGAUCUUCACACACAACUCAGGAAAUACCUGAGGACAGAGUUUGUCACUGAAAUAUUGUCUCCCGCUUCAGGCAGAUGCCCCCUACUUCAUUACAAAGCUUAUAGGUUGGGUCCAGCACCUCAAAAUCUGCUUUCAGGGGAACAUGAAAGGGAAUAGUGAUUCUGUGAGAUUUGUAAGCAUCUCUUCUUUGCCAUAAGUUGCAUUCUGAAGUUAUAGUGGCCGUAACACUGAAGAAUACAUCCACAAUAUUUUUAUAUCCAGGUAGAUACCCCCGUUGCCCAAAGAGUACCUUUUGUGUAUGAAAGCAGUCUGCCACCCGUGUAUCAAGUAGUGUGCCUUAACCCUCAAGUUCUCUCUAGGAGCACUCAACUGGUGUGAAUUGUGAUGAAUAAGACCAUAUCCCAAAGGAGUUGUGCUUCUUGAUUGUCUUUCCUUAUAGGAAGAAAAAUUCUUUUUCAGUAAAUUAGUUGCUUUUUCCACCUCAUGGAUGGAAGCAUUCACACGUAACAUUGAGACGGUCCUAUGCAUGUGCUGCAGCAAUGUGGUAUUCCCUCUCCAAGAUGCCCAUUAGGGUUUAGAGUUUGACUAAAAUCAAAUACCGCCAAGAAGUCUGAAAUUUCUAAGGACCUGCCUCUGACCUGUUUAUGACAGGGACAAUCUUUUGCAGUGUGAACCAGGAAAACUCCAUUUGUAGAUGAGAAGUAAUGCACUUUCUCAGAGAGUCUGAGUAAAUGAAAUGCUCUACUUUUACAGGAGCAAGAAAAAAGACUUUACAUUCUCUGCCUGCACAAGACCUGCUGUAACCUUUCUGCAUUUGUCCUUUUGCCCCCUUGAUUAGUUCAUUUCAGGCAUAAGUCCACCUACCCAGCGGAAGCUAGCUCUGCAUCUCUUCCACCAGUUUAAUUAAUGGAAUUACAUGUACCUGAAUAAACCUUGCGGAAGGAAUACCACACUCGGAGAUUGAGUUAAAUUUUAUCCUCAGACAGCGUGGGGAGGAAAACAGAACUGAAGUCCUUGUAGAUCUACUCUUUUAGAGCCUGCAUACUGACAUGAAAUGCUCUUCCUGUUUGUCUUGGAAUGAAGCUGGUUGCAGUCUCCCAGUUGAGGAGGGACAAAGAAAGACCUAUUGCUUAGCAAAGGCUUUCCACUUCCAUCCAAGUUAAGAUUCCAUUUGGGAAUUUGGAAGAAAUGCAAAAGUAUGGGGGUAGAUUUAAGGACAGAGGUGGAUUUGGAUUUAUCAUGGGGUUUCUAGAUGGCCCCACAAGGCCCUUCACCCUCCCCUUUUCUUAAAAUCAGGCUCAGUUUAGGUUCUUCCUUCUAAUUCUGCCUCUUGCAUCGCAUUAUGCCUAUCCAUGUCAGAUUCCACAUGAAAUAGUCCAGCUCAUCAGGAAGCAGUUUUCAGUCAUACAUUGCGCUUUUAUGUGCCACUCUGGUUCUGACUGCCCUCUGGGCUUCUUCUGGAUCAAGUGGCCUUCCCUUCCCUGACCCACUUAUUUGAGCACUUUAUUACUCUUCCCCUCAGGAAAGCCAGCUAGAGGGAAUGGGCAAGCAAAGUCCUUGUCAAAAAGAUCCCGGUAAUGCAGAUGCACUGUUGGUUUUUUGCUGCCUUACAGGAUUAUUCAUGAACAGUAGAGUAAAAUAAUGUGGCAUCUAAGUCCUGUAAUAGAGUUUGAAUUGUCCUUAGUGAAGUGAGUUGCAAAAUUCACAUUUACCUUGAUGGGAACAAUAUUGGGCCCAUAGUCAAUUCAUCACAUACACUGUGGUUUAUUUUCAGUCUUUCAUUUUGUAAGUGGAGAGUGGUGUAUAGGGAUCAUCUGUAAGCUACAAACCAGAAAGCUGCAUUCUAUUUUUGCCCUUUGAAGGGACUGUAUAAAUACUAAAGAAGAAAUACCCCCAUGCUCCAAACUACAUCCAGUCUGAGGCCAGCUGAAUUCAAGGGGAAGAUUCCUGUUGACUCUGGAUCAAGCGCUUAAAAGGGGGGUGGGGAAUUAAAUAUCAUUUGCCAUUUUAGAAAACAGGUGGUGGCUGAGCCCUGCAAGGAAAGGAGAGAAGGGAGCUGUGGUAGACAAGCAGCUUCCUUUGCAGGCAAUAUUUAUUUAGAAUUAAUUAAUGUAUUUAAAUCAUGAAAUGUUCUAUUUCAAAGAUGCCAUUAUUUAAUAGUGUGAAAGCCCCAUUCAUGCUGGAGCCAUGCAUCUCUUCUGUAGUUGAAAGUCAAAGUUUGAUGGGAAUGUUGUUUUUAAAGGCAAAGCCCUUGUUCUUGUUUUUGUCUUCUCCUUUCCCCCUUGGUUCCCAUUAUAAAUCUGUACAUUUUAAAUUUAUUCUGGGGCAUUUUUUCAUCUUCUAAUAACAUUUAUUUUCCUGCCCUGUGUGUGAUGAAUUUUCAGACUGAUUGAUUUCAUUCAUGUGGGGUAAUAAAAUAAACAUGAAAUGACAUAGCCUGUUCAUUGAGUUGCUAGAAGAGUCAUUAUGGCCUUUUGUAGAGAAAAUAGUUUUUUUGCAGUCUUUCUCUCUCUCUCUCUCUCUCUUUGCAUAGUGAUGAUGAUUUUUGUUUCUAAUUUAUUUAAGUGUAGCUUGCUGUAAGUGAAAAUGCUCUUUUGAGUUCCUUCCAUAUUUGAAAUGUAUUGCCAUUUUGCUUUGGUAAAGAACCUUUGACUUGAAGUUCAAAGGUUCUGUGUGGCUAGAGAGUUGCAACAUGUAGACAUCAACCUUGCUUCCUAAAGACAUGAAUGCUGGGGACUUUGUGACAAGUUGGAGCAAACCAGCAUUUAACAUGCAGUAAUAGCCCACAGUCAUUUUCCUUGUAAUAAAUGAGUUGAGAAAGCAAUAAUACCAAGUCUGGAAUACACAGGUCAUGAACACUGUAUUUUCUCUCUCUCAGAAUGUCCCGAAUAAGAUGCACACCUUGUUUUUGAAAGGCAGAAAGAAAAAGAGCUUUCCUCUCCCCCCUGCAGGGGCAGAAACUGCUAUUGCCAUAUUUCCCCGCUUAUGGUGUACACCCCAAUUUCCAGCAGCUGAAUUUUGGGGGAAAUGGUGCAUGUUGUCUGUGAGAAAAUAUACUAUGUUACAAGGCAUGAUGUGGGAGGAAGCACUGGUUAGCUGUAUUGUAUCAUUGCAUCAUAUCUUUAAAACACUGUUUUUGGGAGGAGAAAUCUGCCCUUCUCCAAUCAGGUUUUAUGAUGCCAUCUUAUGAUCCCCAGCAUCAGCUUUUCACUGCAUGCCCAGAGUGCUCACUCAGAUGUCAUUGUCUGUUAAUGACGCACCUCCUUACUGAUUCUGGGUUACAGUUAUUUUCCAUGGCCUUACUCCAUUUUUGGUCAUAUGGUCAUAUUGGAUUUUUCUCCCCUUCGAUUUAGGAUUAAAAAUGUAAUCCUUCCUUGGAAGAAGGAUUUCACGUAUCUGUAUGCACUAUUGUGAGAACUCAUGUAUAAUUCAGGCCCUGUAUGCAACUGUCAUUGCAACUAAAAGAGCAUUUCCUAAUGGUGAACACCUUUUUUAUGUAUUAUGUC